Molecule: messenger RNA, 1597 nt
Organism: Boleophthalmus pectinirostris (great blue-spotted mudskipper)
Lineage: Eukaryota; Metazoa; Chordata; Actinopteri; Gobiiformes; Gobiidae
Gene: znhit3
Product: zinc finger, HIT-type containing 3
Exons: 5
Coding region: 1054-1482 (142 amino acids)
Biological process (GO): box C/D snoRNP assembly; maturation of LSU-rRNA from tricistronic rRNA transcript (SSU-rRNA, 5.8S rRNA, LSU-rRNA); snoRNA localization
Cellular component (GO): nucleus; pre-snoRNP complex
Molecular function (GO): protein binding
Source: RefSeq, a predicted model, not a curated record
AGACAGGUUGGAUUUCAGACACUGACCAAGCCAAAUGCCUUUCCCUGACCUAGUGACUGGAGUGUGGCAACAUCAAGAAUAUUUUGGAGUCACACCCAGGACACGCUCUCCAGUACUGUAUCUGUAACAAGACCUAGUUCUCUUCUGUUACAGCGACGCAGGAAUAGUUUUUGUUGAUCUCUGUAGAAGUUGAUGUGUGAGUGUGUAUAAAUAUAUAGCUAUUUGUGAAUGUAAGAGAUAUAUUGUAUUUUAAUGAACAAAGUGGAAAGUUAUUAUCAUGUUUAAAUAAAUAAAUAAAUACAUUAAUGAAUUGUUUUUUUCUGUACUGUCUGUACUCAAUCAUUUAGUUCAGAACUCACAAAUGAAGGUAACACUGUAAAGCCAGGCUAAGGGACUUUCACCAUAGAGACAGAUACAUUUUGCAUUGUAGGCAAAGCAAUUACAUCUCCAUGGAAACAAGCAACAUCCACCAUAUGAGUCAGGGCUAUCAAAAUCUCACAGUAAAGACAUAUAUAUUUAUUUUUAUUUUACUGCAAUAACAUGCUUUUAUUUAUUUUUAUUUUAUUUUUGUCUUAUGUUUUAUAAUACCAUUUUAUGUCCAAAGUUUGGUAUAUGUUGUCUUACGUUUGCGUUGCAAUCAAUUUUAUGAAUUUAGUAAUAAAAGGAUUAUUAUUAUUAUACUAUAGUCCAGUUAAUUUAAAGUGUUAGCCUGUCUGCUGUUCUUAAACACUGUAAUGCUAUAAUUAUCAUUGACAAUAAUCUUCUUGACACAGUCUAUGGUAAUUACUCAAACAUAGAUUAAGUUAAUACAAAUCUUUAUCAUAAUAUUUAGGUUAGUAAAUUGUCAUUAUAGAAUAUGCAACAGUAACAUUUACCUGAUUGCACAUUUUAGAAGUCUUUCUUAAUCUGUACUGUAAAUAAAACGUUUAUCGUCCCUCUUUAAGCGAUGUCCCGUACUUUUAUUUUGAAGGUGCACUUACUAACCCGGAAGCGACACGUUCCGGAAGUUCACAACAACAUAGGCAACACGUGAAAAAUCCAAACAUCAAGAAAAUGCAACUCUGCAGUGUAUGUACCGAGCAAACGCCUAAAUACAGAUGUCCAGUCUGCAAGAUAAGAUACUGCUCCCUAGUUUGUUACAAGAAACAUAAAGAUUCUUGCCUUCCUGUUCCUUCACCACCUGCACCCACAGUUCCUGGAAGCACAGCCACCAUCAGUGCAGACCCAUGGACUGCUGAUGACCUUUUACAUGAAGAUGACAUAAUUGAUAAAGUACCUAUGGAUCAACUACAGUUGCUGGAUCAGUCCAAAGAGUUGCAGGACCUUCUGUGUAACCCUCACCUAAGACAGUUGCUGCGCUCCAUUGAUAAUGCUGAGAGCAAAGACCAGGCAAUGAAAGCUGCUAUGCAGGAGCCCCUGUUUGUUGAAUUCUCUGAUUGCUGCUUGAAAAUUGUAAAUCAAGAUGACAACUUUGAUGAGUAAAUAUGGUAAAACUAGGACACUUUUUUUUUUUAUUUACUUGUAAAGAGCCAUAAAUUACUGGCAAUUUUGUAAAUAUGCAAUACCAUGCAAAUAUAAAUACAAUGUGAAGAUUUAA